This is a messenger RNA of Pseudomassariella vexata, 3525 nucleotides long. RefSeq lists its product as uncharacterized. Gene Ontology annotation, cellular component: ESCRT-0 complex. Gene Ontology annotation, biological process: protein transport to vacuole involved in ubiquitin-dependent protein catabolic process via the multivesicular body sorting pathway. The transcript has 3 exons. Bases 1 to 3525 code for a protein of 1174 amino acids. Gene Ontology annotation, molecular function: protein binding. NCBI's taxonomy places the organism in Eukaryota, Fungi, Ascomycota, Sordariomycetes, Amphisphaeriales, Pseudomassariaceae. The record is from RefSeq and is a predicted model, not a curated record.
AUGGUUACUGCGCCGUUCAAAGUGAAGGCGCUCUUUGAGUACACCUCGAGCCAUGAGGACGAUCUACCAUUUGAAGUGGGCCAGAUAAUAACGGUCAACGAUGAUGAGGAUCCGGAUUGGUAUGGCGGAGAAUAUGUAGAUGGCUCCGGCGAGACGCGAGAAGGCAUCUUUCCUCGCAACUUUGUCGAGAAAUACGAGCCCGUUGCGCCACCCCGCCCGGUGAGGUCGCGGAAGAAAGAGGCCGAGCCUCUCGCAUCGCCGCCUUCAACUGCUGCUUCAUUUGUGUCAAUUCCGGCGGCUCCAGAAUCGGAACCCGAAGAUGUUCCAGAGGAGAGGCCAAUCGCUUCGCCACCUCCACCUCCGCGGGCGGCGGAACCUCUCUCGCCCAGAGCUUCUGUUGCGCCGGUGCCGAAGGCCCCCGAACGUGAGCCCGUAGCCUCGCCAGUCGCUCCAGCUCCCCAGGCUGUGGCGCCUGCGCUUGCUCCUGCGCCUAUUGCACAACCUGCCGCCAAAGCUCCUAGUUCGCGUCGUAGUCCUCCCCCAGUCUCGGAGAAGCCCAGCUCGUUCAAGGAUCGCAUUGCGGCAUUCAACAAGGCCGCACCACCGGUCGCGCCCUUCAAGCCUGGUAACCUGAGCGCCGGCGGAUCUAGCUUCGUCAAGAAGCCCUUCAUUGCUCCGCCUCCGAGCAGGAAUGCCUACGUUCCUCCCCCAAGAGACCCACCCAUUACCAAGGCUUACAGGCGCGAGGAAGAUCCCGAGAUCAGGGAUAGAGAGGCAGAAGCCCUUGAAAACGCUGAGAAGGCUGGGCUAGUUCCAUCCACAAAUCAAGAAGGGCAAGACGAGGACCAGCCCAAGCCUACAAGCCUGAAGGAGCGCAUCGCAUUACUCCAGAAGCAACAGGCCGAGGCCGCUCAGAGACAUUCCGGAGCUGCUGCAAAGAAGCCGAAGCGUCCGCCGCCGAAAAAGCGCACCGAAAGUGACGCACCGCAGGAAGCAUCCCCGGUGGUUGAGGCUGAAGCACUGCCAACCCCGGAACGGCGAGACACGGAAGACGCUCUGGAACGGAGCUCCACAGAUGAGCCUCAGCCCAGGCAGCUUCCGCUUCGAAAGAAGACUUCGAAAAGCCCCCCUGAAGAUGGCAAUGAGGCAGAUAUGUCCGGCGCCGGAGACACAACAGAGGGUCAGGAUGACCUUACCGAAAAGGAGGAUAUUGAUGAAAAGCCCCAACCUAUUUGUCGUGCGCCUACAGGGCCAGAAGUAGAGCCGGUCACGCCUGGUGGUGACGACGAGGAGGAGGAGGAGGAGGGCGAGGGUGAGGAGGAAGAUGACGACGACAUGGACCCCGAGCUCAAGCGAAAGGAAGAGCUCCGUGCUAGAAUGGCCAAGAUGAGUGGCGGUAUGGGCAUGAUGGGGAUGCACAUGUUCGGUGCACCCAUGCCAUCACCUGGUGCAUCUGCAGUAGCAAAGAAGAAGAAACCUCCGCCGCCACCUACAGAACGGCGUUCGAGUGAGCAGCCUAACGAAGAAGCGUCGCCACGCAUGGCUGCUCCUCCAGUCCCAACCAUGAUGGCUCUUCCCGGGAUGCCUGGAUUGGGCCAGAAGAAGCUCCGUGAGGAGGAGACUGCUGAGCCUGAAGAGCAUGAGUCGCCGGCAGAGGAAGACAGUGUACCGGCCAUCCCCACUAGUCCACCAACAGUGGCACCUGAGGGUGGUCCACCUCCUGUUCCUUCCGGCAGACCCGCUCCUCCCCCAGUCCCUGCCGAAUCUCGGCCACCGCCGCCUCCGCCUCCGCUAAAUGCUGGCGUAGUGUCUCCUAGCCUUGGAUCUGAGUCGGACGAUGAGAUGUCUGAAAGUGCAAUGAAAUCGCCACUUGAAACCCCAAGAGGUGAGGCGCCGGCAGGCAGAGCACCUCCGCCAAUCCCACUGGCAUCACCGACAUCAUCAACGUCUCCGCGGUCACCUGGGGCUAAACGAUCGUCGUACAUCGCUGAAGAAAUUUCUCCGACUUCUCCAGCCAUGCCCCCACAGCCAAAUAAGCGGAACAGUCGGCCACCUCCUGUUCCUGGGUCCGCCCCGGCCACACCGGCACAAGCUCGUCCACCUCCACCACCACCACCUGGGGUUCCUUCAAGCCGCCCUCCGACGUCAGACAACAGACCUACUUCGCCGAUGAAGCCUGGCGUCUUGGAUAAUGGCGAAGAAGGAGAGGUCUCCGAGUAUGAGGGAGAUUACGACACUGAUAUUGCAUCAUCUGUGCCUCAUAAAGAAGCGCUAAAAUCCCAUGCGCGUGACUCCAGUAUCGACGACAGCACUCCAAUCCGCUCUCCAGUCUCGGAUAUUCCAACGCCAUCUUUCCCUCCUCCUAUGCCGAGCGCUGCACCACCUAGAGCAAUUCCGCCGCCAAUUCCCAGUCAACCAAUGUCAUCUAAUGUUCGACCCUCAACGGAAAUGCCUCGGGCGGCUCCUCCUCCGCCACCACCGCCUAAGGAGCAAUCGUUCGACGAUGAUGAGUACGAUCCAUACAAUUAUGCCGCCCUACGACCAGGAGUCUCGAAGAGAAUGUCGCACACCGUGCCAAGGCAGCAAGUGGCUUCUCCCGAACCAAUGUCAUCGUACCAACCGCCCCCUACACCCGAUCGUCGUGGGCCACCGCCAGCUCCCUCCGCCAACAGAGCUCCACGACAGUCUCUCGACGUACAAAAAUCAUCGGGUCGAAGAUCAAUGGAUUUUAGCAGACCGUCGAUGGAAUCCGGUUUCGUAGCGAAUGAUGUGGACCUAGCUAGCUAUACGAACUGGUGGCUUCAACCCAACGGCGUGCCUCCUGCAUUCCAGGGCAGAAGAGAUGUCUUCUUCGAAUCCGAAGAAGCCACCUCCACUGCGCAAGGAGGCAGGACAACAGUCACUAAGGAGGUCUAUAUCUUGUUCCAGGAUUACUCGCAGACGGUCAUUACCGCUCGAUUUGACCCGCAGAAUCCUGCCGAUACUCAGUUGGAGCAACGGCACGAACCACCCCCUCGAAACUUACGUCAGGAUCAGUUGGAGCAGGCGUAUGAGCGCUUCGGCAUGCAAAUCGCCACUGCCAUUACUUCCAAGAAGGACACAGUGGUUGGUGAUGGUACACCGCAAGGACUCGUCUAUGAGCUUCUCAAGCCCUUCAAGGACGCGCUGCUUCCCGUUGGGUCUCGUGCCUACGGCGCCCUGGUGUAUGCGAACAUGGCUAACGCCGCAACACAAACGAACGAUGAGAUCAGACCUGGUGAUAUCAUCUCCAUCCGCAACGCCAAAUUCUCGGGUAAGCAUGGACCUAUGCACGCCAAGUACUCCAUGGAGGUUGGUAAACCAGACCACGUCGCCAUUGUUGCCGAGUGGGACGGAACCAAGAAGAAGGUACGAGCUUGGGAGCAAGGCCGGGAGAGCAAGAAGGUAAAACAGGAGAGCUUCAAGCUAGACGACCUGCGCAGCGGAGAGGUCAAGAUCUGGCGUAUCAUGCCAAGAAGCUGGGUCGGAUGGGAUUCUCAGAACUAG